Lineus longissimus is the source of this 1750-nucleotide messenger RNA. RefSeq names its product lipopolysaccharide-induced tumor necrosis factor-alpha factor homolog. Lineage: Eukaryota; Metazoa; Nemertea; Pilidiophora; Heteronemertea; Lineidae. The transcript has 4 exons. The record is from RefSeq and is a predicted model, not a curated record. The coding region runs from base 239 to 628 and encodes 129 amino acids. Gene Ontology annotation, molecular function: zinc ion binding.
AGCGCCACAAUAUCAGCGCAAUUGAACUCGAACAACCGACAGCUGGAGCAAGGAGAACAGCGCUUUUCGGUUUAUUAGUGCAACAAUUGUUAAUUAUAGUUAAUUAUAUGAUCCAAUCUACUAAGUACAGCAGAAGAAUAUUACACCGAGCAGCUAGCCAUAUCAUAUUAUUGUUUGCGGAAGGAAUCUGUCAGGAAACUCGCCGUCUGUUUCGAAACCAUACCUUCACAACAACAUCAUGAGCGAGCCAGCUUACCCCGACAAGGGCCAGCCUCAGGACCCUCCCCAAGGCCAGCCCCAGUACCCCGCCCAAGGUCAGCCCCAGUACCCCGCCCAAGGUCAGCCACCGGUUGCUGUUCAGCCGGGACCAGCUGUGGUUAUUGCCCAGACGCUCGUGUUCGGGGAGCAACCAAUGACGAUGCAAUGUCCCGGAUGUAGAGCCACUGUCACAACAUCAACGAGUUACACGAAUGGUUUAUUGACAUGGGUAGCGAUUGGGGGAAUUUGCCUCUUUGGCUGCUGGCUUGGAUGUUGUCUGAUUCCUCUCUGCAUUGAUGCUUGCAAGGAUGUCGAACACAGGUGUCCCAAUUGCCAAAUUGUGGUCGGAUUCUAUAAGCGAAUCAAAUAAAAGCUCCAUAUUGUACAUGCAUAAGAAGAAGAAUUGCGGGCGAGUAGUGAAUAAGGUCUUACACAAUAUUGCUUGUCGAUUUUGGUCUGAAAUUCAAGUAUCACCUAUUUACAAGAUUUCACCUCUGCGGCACUUUAAGAGCUUACCGAUUCAUUUCGAAUGUGUACGUUAACACACAAUCAAAUGGUUAUUGGGAAUCACUGUCAAUGAGCACUUUCAAAAGUAUAUGUCUGACUGUCGUUUUCGGUUGCUGUGCGAAAACUACUCCGCUGAUUUCUUAAAAUUUGAUUUGCACAUGUCUCUCGUGGACGUAAGAAGUGUCUGCAAGAAGUAAUGUACCGCCACGAAAGAAUAGCUACGGCGUUAAUGAAUGUAUUAAUAUUUUAUUCAUAAAGACACACUCGGCCAGGAGAAAACGCUUUUUCAAGCGUUAGCGCAUUCUCUUUUAUAUGUCAUGUAAUCAAACAGGUUUUCUUUCUAUUUUUCCUACAAGAUGUGUAGUCUAAAUGUGCUCGAAGGAAACAUUCUAGAAAUAAAUCGAUUUUGGGCAUUUAAACUUUUUCUAGUAGUUUCAGAUAGGAUACUGUGUCAGUAACUCGUGGUUCGGAUUUACUCAGUAGAGGUUUUUAUCGAUCUGAGCUACGCGACCAAACGUAAUUUUCAGGACUCUGCAUUGUUCAGUCAGUGCAAACAAACCUUCGCAGAAACCGAAUGGUCAUUAGGUUGUCAUGUGCAUAGGCAAUGUUUAGUUUUCGGAUUGUCAUCUGUACUUGGCGCAUUAGCUAAUGGACAGAAAAUAACAACCAGAUUGGUAGAGAAAUACACAGUAGAAAAUAUCCGUCCCAAUUUCAUGCACUUCAGCCAUCGCCUCCAUGAGUCCAUCUCACGUCGACAGUAGGAAAUGCAUAUCGCGACCAUUUGCGCAGGUUGAUGCGAUAUAUUCUAUAAGCUGUAGAACAUGUUCAUAGAUGGAGUGUCAGUUAUUGUAUUGCAAAUGACAGUUAGUGUUGAUCACAACAAUGCCAGAUGGUACGGACGUCGAGUGCGCACUCUUGGUCCAUGAUGUUGGUUUUGCAUGCACAUCAUGUAUAGACUGAAGAAGCAAUAAAUACUUCUUUGCAG